UCAGUGCCCCGUCGUAUUCUGAUGAAGAUGAACGCCCUUGCUGCUUUUCUUCUCAUUAUCGUCGCUUGCCUACUGACCGUGCAAGCUUGCGAGCCUGAGCAAGCACAUAACGGGUGUAAGAUCUAUGGAUCGUCGUGUACGUGUGGUUACGGGUGUAAGAACGAGUUUAUAUACAAGACAAGGAGGGAUUGUCUAAAUGCACUUCGAGAACGAAGCUCAAAUGUAUGUUAUCACAUGCCAUGCUUGAGGGGUAUUUGUAUACAAACGGUACAAGAUCCUGGUUUCGCUUGCAAGUGUGAGGGUACUGGAUUCUAUGGGCAAAGAUGUGAAAAAGCUUGCCCGACAAUGCAUACCCGUGGUCAAGUAUACCCUCACGAAUGCAUAGUCAUUUGAAAAAGUUAAUUAACGGCACAUCUACUACGAGCAGCAAAUAAAUAGAGGGCAAUAUUGCAGCUCAAUUCUGCAAGCGCAAAUUUAAUUAGGGGCACGUAACUGGAAUUUGUAAUAAAAUUCAAUUUUCUACUCAAUAAUAAUUUAUUACACUUUUAUCCAAUUUACUGAACAUAGAGUUGGAUGCAGUCGCGCCUAGUAAACAUUGUAGCUUUAGAAAUAGUUCCUACUUAAAAUUCCUUCUUUCCAUUAUGAGUAAAGCUUCUGUUUUUUUAUCUGGAAAUUAUACUUAGCAAUAAAAGGAUGCACUUAAUUUUGUCAACCCAUAUAUCAUAGUAUACCUACCUAUUUCGAAAUUUCGUUCAAUAUUUUUCUUACGAUAAUAUUGAAAAACUGUCAAGUCGAUAAUGAAAUACAUUUAUUGAUAUUUCACUUAUAUGAUGUCGCUACCCAUAUUCGAUACACUUUUUAAACUUGGUCUAGUACUUUCAAAGUUUACCUUACUUACUCAAUGCAAGCAAGCAAACCAACAUUGAAUUAUUUCCCUUUAUAAAAGGUAUUAAUAUUCUAGCCCUGUCCACACUAGAAUUGUAUUUCACUUAAAAUCUCUCAUGUGGCUAUUAGUUAACAAAUGAUAAUUGUAAAUAUUAAAAGAGAGCCAUCGACAGAUGCUGCCCAGAUAAAUCUUCAGGCCAUGCGCAGAAGGCGGUUGACAGUACCACAUGAAAUUAAUAUAGAAAGACAAAGUACACAUCGUCACGUGUCACGAUAUAAUGUAUGAAUAGAAAAACAUACGCGCAUAGGAACACGCUACAAAAUAUAACGUAACGUUCGCCUGAGGACCGUCUCUGUUUCCCCGAUACAGAUUUUCGCAUUUUAUAACAUUAUUAUAACUCUGCUAAACCAAUAAUUUUGAAAUUGAUAUCGUAAUGGGGGUAAUAGGUAGCUAGUAAUUACUCUGAAGCACAUAAAUCGAAAACGUUUCGAAAUAACCGAAAUUUCGUUUUCGGAGAAACAGAAUAGGGAUACCUUUACGGUUUAAAAAGACAUUUUUUUUACUGAAAACGAUUUUGACGAUAGAGGUCAUCGAUCAAAAAAACCAUAAUCAAAUCGGCCCAUUAUUAUAUUGCUGUAGUACAAUAUUUAAAAAUUAGCCACAAAUUAGUGCUUUUCAUAAAACAUAGCUAAAAAAAGAUACGAUGAAAAAGGCAUUCGACUAAAAAACGCGCAUUCAUAUCGAUUCUUUCUUUCAGGAGGUAUUUAAAUACCACACACAUACCACUUUUUGCGUCAGAAGUUAAAAAUAAAUAAGUACUUUAGUUAUCGGUAUUUUUUUUUCCGUAUACUUCUUUUUCUCGGCAUCUCCACGCCGUGUUAUUUCCAUAACUCUACACCAAUGCUUAUUUUGCAUACAACUUCACCAACAAGAAACUCAAAUUGAAGUUUAGUGGUUCUUUAGUAAUUAAAUAGGUAGUGUAUACUCUAUGUAAAUAUUUUAUUAACUUCAAAUUAAUUAAAUUUUUGUUAAUUCACUGAUAUUUAAUACAUAUUACAUAGAAAAAAAUAUAACGUUGAAAUAGGUACCUAGGAUGUUGUACCGUAUUGCAGGCUUAUGGGCAUUCGCUGUCGCUUGCCAAAAAUAUGAUUUCGUUUAUUAAUAACAAAAUAAAUAUAGAUAUAAAGUUUAAAAAAAAAUUGAGCGAACAAUCGAUUUUUAUUUAUAGUAUAAUGUAUUAAAUAUCAUUGAUUUAUGAGGCAUCAUGAGAAAAAAGCGUGUUUUUAAUAGAAAUUGUAUUUGUAAUAUAAUUAAUUGGUUAUAAUAAAUAUUUUC
Molecule: messenger RNA, 2221 nt
Organism: Diatraea saccharalis (sugarcane borer)
Lineage: Eukaryota; Metazoa; Arthropoda; Insecta; Lepidoptera; Crambidae
Source: the annotation of a GenBank genome assembly